Molecule: messenger RNA, 3641 nt
Organism: Physcomitrium patens
Lineage: Eukaryota; Viridiplantae; Streptophyta; Bryopsida; Funariales; Funariaceae
Source: RefSeq, a predicted model, not a curated record
GAGCGCUCAAAAUAAGAUAUAUUACCAGGUUUAGGGUGAAACCUGCAAGGGAACAAUUAUCGGAUGGAAGAGAAAUCAAAUGAUAAUCAUAGGGAUUAUGCACUCAAGUGUGUGUUUUCCAUACAAAAGCUAAAACUAAAAGGUCGACUCUAGCUUAGACAAGAUCAAUCGGAACUUGUCGCUUUAGUAUUUGCUUUCGAAGGACUCUUCAGUAGUAGGCCUUCUGCAACCUAGUUUUUCCUCAAGACCACGAGCACGUCUCUCUAUCUCUGAAUUCACAAGCAGAUCAAGCACACAACGUGUUAACAUAUACAAAAUUAUAAACUAGGGGGCUCUUGUAGCCGGAGCAUUUACUGUUGUUUACUAACUAGUGUAGGUUCUCUCAGCGAGGUGCGGAGGAAAACAACUCAUCAAUGACUGGUUACUUCACCAUCUUCGGCUAGCUUAAGCGGCAUCUAAUCUUGGUGAAGGUUUUCAAAGUCCAACCCUUGGUUUUUUCUGCCGGCCAAACAUCUUCUCACGGAAUCCCGAACUUGGAUUACUCAAAGCCUUGCAAUAGAAAAUGUAGAAGCAUAUUCAGUUAAUAACAAAGGGCUGAUUAGAACUCCUUAAUCACCAACCAAACUUGAUGCAGGUUAGCAUCAUUCCUAAUAUUAGACGCUGUCAUAAGGUAAACUGUUAUUCAAUGCAACUGUACGCAUUGUCAACAGAUCCCGCAUGUUUAGUCUGAUUAAGAGACUGAAGGUGAGGUAACGAGUAGCAGGUUGGUUAUGAAGAUGAAGUAAUACAACACUUAGCUGCAUCCAUGUUUCAUCUUCUUGAGGAAUGUUAUCGGUCUGGCUACCAGUCACGGUGCUUCAAAGCGUUUUCAGGUUGAUGGUAGGACCCUUGGUCGGUGCGGACAGAGUACUGCUAUCGUGUAAUUGGAAUUUUGAGUUCAAGGGGACCGAAUCCAAUGUACAAACCACAAGCCGCUUGGGUAGAAUCAGCGAAUGAGCUUGAAGCAAUGCCAUGUGGCUUUGAAUGAUUGUGAACUUGAAUGGAUUGAUUUGUGAAGCUGGAAGCACUAUGAAUGUCCCAGGCAGUCCCAAAUAUUAGCACAAAUCCUGAUGAGUCUGUGGCUUAAUUUCAAGGCAUCGUGAUAAUGUAAGCCUGUUGAGAACUGUCCAGUAUCGACCGACAAACUCCUAAUAGCUUGUAGCUCAAUGACGAUUGUUGGCUUGACAAAAUAUUUGCGUGAAUGCCCGUACCCUCAUUCCCGCAUCCAAAGCCUACCUGACGCCAUCGAGAUCCGAGAGCAUAAUUCAGUGCAAUCUGGGUGAGAAAGCCGAGUUUUGUCGCGGUAGUCCGCAGGUCUCCCAUGGUCACCCCAGCCAGCUAAUUGGCUAUGAUACUACUGCUUAGGGCCGCACCAGUCUCUGUGAACGUAGACGUCUAGGGAAUCUCCAAGAACACCCGAACAAAUGCAGUAACCAUGUCCAACCUCCAAUUCCGCAAAGCAGCCGUAACUCGAAGUCGAUACACUUCGCAAAACGAACACUGAGGAGUAUUAGCCCAAGCAGUAGUUAAAUCAUGGUUACGGUGUGCCGACGAACUGCUUGCAACGAAUCUGACACGUGGUUACAUCCACCGCAGCCUACACUAAUCCACGCAUAUUGGGUUACUCCUAAUCUGCGUACUCCUGACAUUGACGCGGGGACACGAAUUGAGCCGAUCGAAUUCAAUACUCUCCUGGCACCUGCGAGACCGAAGAAUUGGACGAACACUUCGGCAAUGGAGUAUCAAAGACCUACUUGAACAGAUUCCUUUUGGUUUCGGCGGAAGAGAGGCCCUUUCCUGUCUACUCUCAUCUUUUAUCUUUCAGGGCUCAGAUAAUCAGGAGCACUGAAAUAGACGGAUUAGGAAUUGUCUCUGAUGACCCAUCUUUUGAAAUCAGGGGCUGAACUAUUUUGGGCUGUCAUCUUUUACCUUGGAUGGCCGUGAAGUAACGACUGUGUUGGACACGGACACAAAUGGGCCAUUCCUUCGACUUUUGGGUUUCCUGUGCUUCACAAUUUCUUGGAUCCUCAUUCCAUUGGAUUGUUUCAGGGUUUUGCGACUUUGUCUUGUGAUAAUCUUCUCCAUUCUCAACUUUCGAGUCUGUGAUCUGGACAAAGGUUCUCAGAGGCAGGCACCUAUGGCGGAAAGCAGGGAGAAGAAAGUAAUCUUGCUGGUUGGGGGAUCGGGGUAUCUGGGGCUACAUCUUUUGGAAGAUUUAGCAUCUCCUACCUGCGACUGUACAUUGGCAUACACCUACAACUCUCACCCAGCCCCUGCUGAACUUGUGGAUAAGCUUCCUAAUGUUCUGGCCUUUCAUCUGGACCUUCGCAGCGGCGAAGGAUUACAGGAGAUUUCCAAGUCUUUGGGAACUCCGGAUGUAUUGAUAAAUUGUGCGGCCAUCUCAGUUCCUCGUGCUUGUGAGCAAGAGCCGGAAGCAGCGAAGGCCAUCAACGUCCCCACCGUUUUAGUUCAAUGGCUUAAUGACUUGGGUGCUGCACAGCCACCCUUUUUAAUCCACCUUUCAACUGAUCAAGUGUACAAAGGAGAUAAGUCGUUUUACGAGGAGAAGGACGAAACCAAGCCUGUUAACACUUAUGGAGAGACGAAAGUGAUGGCUGAGAAAUACAUCCAGUCAAAUUACGAUCAUUAUGCAAUUUUGCGAAGCAGCAUCAUAUACGGGCCUCAGCCAUUUAUUCCUCUUCCUAAGACCCUCCCUCUACAGUGGAUCGACGGUGUGCUUUCUAGCGGAUCAGGAGCUGACUUCUUCGAAGAUGAAUAUAGGUGCCCUGUGUAUGUGAAGGAUGUGGUGCAAGCGAUCAAGCUCCUCAUGGAAAAGCACUUCUGUGGAAUGCGUCCAAUGUACCUCCUUUUGAACAUUGGAGGCCCAGAUCGCCUGUCUAGAGCUGCCAUGGCAGAGACUGUUGCACAAGUGAGAGGCUACGACACGAAACUUGUGAGGAGGGUCUCCUCACAAACAGCAGUGAACCGAGGAGUGGUGAGCCCACCAGACAUUUCCAUGGACGUGAGCAAGAUUGUUGCAGAGCUUAACAUGAAGAUGACGGACUUUGCAACAGGAGUUGCAAUGACUUUGAGUUCCAAGUAAAGAUUUGUGCAGAGCCCAUUGCGUAGUAGUGUUCUUUUUGUGAACAUUAAAUCUCAUUUUUCUCUUCAGAAACAUUGUGGUGUCCAGUGAAAGAUACAAUCACCUCAAUGAACUAUACACUGCCCUUCUGGAUUCAUGCACGCAGACACCAAGGAUGUUCAGUUCAAUAGUAAUUGAAUGUUCAAUGAUGGGGCUUUUCUAUGGUGUUCUACAACCCUUCAUAGUUGUAGUAAAGUCUCUCAUUCCACUGAAAGGACUCGGCAUUGCAAAGAGUAGACGGGAUCGGUCAUAGGUCGAGUUUUGUAAAACUGUGCAUCACCCUCAGUUGCGCGGUGCCUUGGCGAUAGGGACCCCUUCAUACCGCACGGUUUUAAGGCCCAUGUGUCUGUCUACACACGCUGUGCUCGUGUGAAAAGGUCUCUUUUCAAGUAAUGCUGAUCCACGUCCUCAAACAUUGUGGAUGAAUUGUGGGAUGUGGGUGGAUGUAUAUUGGUUUUAC